AUGGAGAAUAACAGCGAGGACGAGGAGGAGAGGAGAGAGGAGAGACAGAUGGACGGAGGACGACGACAAAAGGGCCGAGGCUUUGAGAACGCGGACAUUAUCGACGACGAGGUCAAACACUCUCGAAACGACCGGUACGAAACUUUGCGAGACAGCGAAGGAGAAAGAGGCCAACCUCAAAAAUCCAUCGAAGGCUGGGUCGUCCUCGUCACCGGCGUCCACGAAGAAGCGCAAGAGGAAGACGUGCACGAAAACUUUGGCGAUUUCGGGGAGAUUUCAAACUUGCACUUAAAUUUAGACCGGAGAACUGGGUUCGUUAAGGGCUACUGUUUGAUUGAGUAUAAAGAGAAGGAAGAGGCGAAGAGUGCGAUCGAGAACAUGGACGGGAAGUUGAUGUUGGACCAGGAGGUGAGAGUAGAUUGGGCGUUCGUGAACGCGCCGGAGAAAAAAUCGAGAAGGAGUAUAAGGCGAUAG
Molecule: messenger RNA, 474 nt
Organism: Bathycoccus prasinos
Lineage: Eukaryota; Viridiplantae; Chlorophyta; Mamiellophyceae; Mamiellales; Bathycoccaceae
Product: RNA-binding protein 8A
Exons: 2
Coding region: 1-474 (157 amino acids)
Biological process (GO): RNA splicing
Cellular component (GO): exon-exon junction complex; cytoplasm; nucleus
Molecular function (GO): mRNA binding
Source: RefSeq, a predicted model, not a curated record